AUGAUUUAUUCCAAAUUAGAUCUUUUCUCUUCUUAAUUUUAAUUUGGUAUUGGUGGGUAAUAUAAAAAAAAGGGCACAUUGUUCGGAACCCUUUUGUCUAUGAUCAUAGUUUUGACAACAUUUGCAUAUUUUGUUUACAUUCUUUAUCAAUAUUAAACCAACUAAAUAGAACCAAAUUUUAGAACUUAAAGCUUUAUUACUGAAGACACUAUUGAUAUUGAUCUAAAUACUGACCUGGUAGGAUUUUAGUUUGUUUACGGGACACAACCUAACUUUAAUAAGACCUAUAUUUCAUUUUUAGCCUAUUAUCAUUUAUAAAUUUAGGAUAACUUUACAAUGAUACCUCUAAAUAUAAUUAAUUGCACUAACCCAAAUUUAGAAGGCUUUUAAUGCUUAGAUUUCUCUACUUUAAACAAUUACAAGCUGACUCUUAAUACGAAAUAGAAUAUUUAAUCUGCUUUGUGGAUAUUUACUUAUAGAUGUAUUGACGAGGACACUCAAAAGACUUCUAUUUCUGAUAAUUGUGCUAACGAAACUGACAUAGACAACAUAAUUAAUGAUAAAAAUUCAAUAAUAAGAUUAAAACUAUUCACUUCUUAAUAUAACACUAGUUCUUAAUAAAUGUAGGUGAAUUAUAGAAAUGCUUACAUAAAUCCUGUAUCAACCUUAUAAAUUUUAACAUAGAUAAAAUCAGAAAAAUAAGUUACAUCUAUCAAAGAAGGAGCUAUUGUUUAAUACGAAAAGUCUUUCUCUUCUCCUAUUUCUUACAGUUAGUAGGAUUAGCCUACAGAUAGAGUGCAAUCUGAGCAGUAAGUAGGAGUUGGAAGCAUAAGCAGUAUUUUUAUCUAUCCUGAUGAAAUUGUAUAGAAUACUCAAAUCUAAUUUUUAGCUCUUCCUUAAAUAUUAGCUUCUAUUUACAGUGUUUUUACUCUCUUAAUGUUCUUAGGAGUAUUUGGAAGGUAAAUCUCAAGCUCACUUCUAAAUAAUGAUUUGCUGCAUAUUUUCAUGAAAAACAUUUAUCUGGAUACCUAUUUGAAAAUUGCUGAUUGUUAGACAACUAAAUAAGAGAAUCUAUACCAAGUAAAUUUAGAUUCAAGAAGGCAGGAUAUUAAAGAAAGCCAGGCAUAAAAUUUACACUAAAACAAUAGAAGAGAAUUCAUAGAAGAAAACGCAGGAGAAGUUGAUGAAUAAAAACCUGAAGAAGAAAAAUCACAAAUAUUUGUUCCUGCUUUUCGUAAUAGGUAAAAAAAUUCUUUAGAUGUUGAUCAGUCAUCAAAUUUAUUUAGUCCUACUAACUUUGAUAGAUAAGCUUUUUUGUAAAAGUAAGCCUUAGUUGUGGAAAACUAAGAGGUUUGUAUAUAAAAAUGUUAAGAUAAAUUAAUUAAUAGGAAUUCAGUAAUCUCCUAGUAUAAUGAGGAAAGCUGUUAAGAAAAAUAAAAUAUUAUUCAGGAUUGUGUUAUAGAAGAACCAACUUAAUAGUAUUAAAUUACAUAGAAAACAGAGAUGACACCUGGAAAUUUAGUUAACAGGAAUUUAGUACUCUCCUUUUAUAAUGAUGAAAAUUUUAAAGACGAAUUAAAUAACCUUCAGGACUAUGUAAAAGAAGAAUCAACUUUAUAGCAUUAAAUCACCUAAAAGUCUGAGAUGUCACCUGAAAACUGCUAAAGAUCCUUUAUUUAAAGCUAGAUCAAAUCAAAUUUUAAAAUUAAAUAAGAGAUAGAUUCAUAAAGCAAAUAAAUAUGUUAAUCUAAAAUAAAUAAAAAUUUUUUUAAAAUGCUAAUUUAAAAAAUAUUAUCUAUUCAAGAUGCAAACAUUUCAAAAAAAAUAAGAUCAAUCUUUUCUAAAGUUAUUUUUUGUAGAUAUAUUAAUUUAAAUAGCGUACAUGGAAUUACUGCUGAUCAUCAAAAUAAAAUAUAAAAACAAAUUACUAAUGAUUAGAAUAUUUUAAGCUAUUUUAGGGAUAUUUUAUUUUUAAAGAAAGCUGUCAUGCUCAUGAUGACUAAAGAUUAGCUAGCAAUUUUGUAACUUAUAGGAUGUUCUUCAAAUUUUUUAGAUUUAGAUCUAGAUAAAUUAGAAACUGAUCCAACUUAAUUAGGUAAAGUUCUUUCAUCUAUCUUGUUAGUUAGUUUAUUUAUUUUAUAUUAAAAUAUCUAGAAAAAUUUAACUCCUUAAGCCAUUUCGAAGCAUAAUUUGCAAUUUAUUAAUCGAAAAGCUUACAGAAGAAAUAUGCUGACAAAUUUUUACAAAGAUGCUACGAAAAUGAAAAAUUAAGCUACUUAGAUAAUAAAAUUUUAUCUUCAUUAAAAAAAUCUUAUUAAAAUUGCACAUUUAAUUAAACAGAUAAGUUUGAUUUGUGAAUAUUUAUGUUGUUAAUGUCUUGCAUUUAAUAUAAAAUUAUAAAUAGUAUAACUGUUACUGCGUUUGAAAUAUUACUAAUGA
This is a messenger RNA of Tetrahymena thermophila SB210, 2439 nucleotides long. Its product is annotated as transmembrane protein, putative. The record is from RefSeq and is a predicted model, not a curated record. NCBI's taxonomy places the organism in Eukaryota, Ciliophora, Oligohymenophorea, Hymenostomatida, Tetrahymenidae. The transcript has 3 exons.